Molecule: messenger RNA, 1716 nt
Organism: Styela clava
Lineage: Eukaryota; Metazoa; Chordata; Ascidiacea; Stolidobranchia; Styelidae
Source: RefSeq, a predicted model, not a curated record
CCAGUUAUUUUUUGUUAUUUACAUAAAAGAAAUAAAAAUGACAAAGCGAGCGAAUCCUUUUACUGACGACCCGCAUCAAUUAAAAACACAUAUUGGGCAAAUGGAAGUCGCCAAGGGUGUUGCUGGAAAAAGCAUUUUGGAAAAAAUUCAUGAGAAUACAAUGAAAAGACUUGUUGAUGGAGCUAAAAACUUUUACAAUGGAUAUGUCUGUGGCAAAGAUGAUGGGGAUGGAGAUGCAACUGAUAUAUCUGAAGCCCAGGAAAUACAGGCAGCAGGAAACAACAACAUAAACCGUUCUCAAAAACAAAGAAGCAUAGCGUCGUUUUUUGGUGGAACUUCAGAAAAAACAAAUAAAAUGGAUACUUCUCCGAACACAACUUGUUGUCGAGUUUGCAAAGACACUCAAGUCGCAAUUCAUUGCUCGUUUUGUGAAGCUCCGUCCUGUGUUUCCUGCCUGCGAACUUGCUCUGAUUGCGGACAAGAUUUUUGUUCUCUGUGUGCUGUUGUUAGUUAUAAAAGUACAAUGGAAAAAGCGUAUUGCCUCAACUGUGUUUCAGAUGUGUAGGUGUGAUGUGGAUGGCAUUGUAACAUAAUAAUGAAUGACGUUUUUGAACAAUUGCAAUUAUUGCGAAGGAAGUUUAUAGUAUGUGGACAUGUUUAAAAACGGUUGCAAAUUUGCAAUGGCAGUGUUGUGGCAUAAAAAAAAAAAAUUGGACUCGCAAGCAUUCCAAAAGCUCUACUGAUUAAAAACAUCAAUCCUGGUUAAGAUAUAUUGAGAACCGACAGAACUCAAAACAAAAUUGAAAUUGUAAAGGAACUUUAUGGACACCCUGUAUUCUGCUAUUUGCUUAGUUUUUUGUUUUUUGAUCUCUUCAAGCACUGUGUUUUCACAUUUUUUCAAGCACUACAUCACUUUAUUUUUUUGCAGAAGUUGAUUUUUUCCAUUUCGUCCUCUGUUUAUCAUUCCAACAAGGAAAAAAACAUUUUGAACCACUAAAAACUAAUCACAGUAAAAUCUCAUUCCCAAAAAUUUUAUCACACGCUCUAGAUUUCGUGUUGCCAUUUAAUUAUUGCCGCCACACAAUAGCCUUAUUAUAAAAGAUAUCACUAUAAUUCAGAAUACCCAAACUUGCUAUGUAGUGCUAGUCAGCUCAGUGUAGAAUGCACGCAAUAGAAUAUAGAAAAAUAAAACAAGAAUACAACACCGGACACUCGGCAAACCUUAAAAUAUUCAAGGCGACCCAACUUGGGGUCGCGACCCACACUUUGGUGAUCACUGUCUUGGAGAAUGGAACUGUACAUAUGAAAUUGGCUGUGUUCAACUACUCAUCUUCCUAGACGUAACACAGAUCUAAUACAUUUUUUUUAUUUGAAAACAUGCUCUAUUCAGAAAAGGCUGUAUUCUAUAUUGCGUAUUCUUAAAAUUUUAUGAAUUUUCAUCAGAAAUGAUGUUACUUCCCUUGUCUGCUUGUCGAUCUCUUGAUAACUGUAGAAAAUCUAUCUCAAUUUUCUCAAACAUAUGCAUCAGUUUUUGCAAUCAAUUAUUCCUCGAUCGAUAAAUGAUUCCCCUUAUUGUAUUUGAUUAGUAAAUUGGGUGAUUCUGAUCUACGAUAGCGCUCUCAUGCUUGUAGUGUCCAUUUUUUCUCUCGUUAUUCAAUCUUUUGCAUUACUCCCUUUGAAAGUAUACACAAUCACAUUUUUUUGUAUUUUUCACAG